AUGCCUGUGAAGCCAGCUGGUGGUCACGUGGGAGAACGACAUCCCCAGGAUCAAGAUGCGCAGGACCGCCAUCCAUUACUAGUCCAUGCUCAUAUUGGCAUUUGGGGGCGGUGUCACCUGCCAAGCUCAAGCCGUGAGGCUUGCGGACUAGGAACAGUGGAUGACUCCGCCUUGUCCCUCACCUACCUCGAUUUGAUUUGGCUGCAUGCCGGAUCGGUCGAACUUGUCUUCUUUUACCCCCUCGCCGUCUCCGUCUCCCACUUCAUCGAUUCCGUCGUACCCACCCUCAAGUCCUCUCUCUCCACCGCUCUCCGCCACUUCUACCCACUCGCCGGCAAGAUCCGCAGCUCCGCCGCCAGCUCCGACGGUUACGAAAUUCACUACGUUGACGGCGACUCUGUUCCCUUCACUGUCGCCGAGUACAGUGGCGACUUCGAUGACCUCUCCAGUGACCAUUCCCGACUCUUCAAUGACAUGCUUCCUUUGCUCCCCGAGCUCCCCGAAUCUAGCAUCGACAACAACGACAUCCAGAUUCUGGCUCUGCAGGCGACGCUCUUCCCGGAGUGCGGGGUCGUGGUUGGAAUCAGCGUGCACCACAGCGCCUGCGACGGCUCGAUCUCGACACGGUUCUUGUCCGUGUGGGCUUCUGCCUGUGCAGGUGCCGGAGUUAUGGUCCCUCCGUCUGUGUAG
Zingiber officinale is the source of this 690-nucleotide messenger RNA. RefSeq names its product anthocyanidin 3-O-glucoside 6''-O-acyltransferase-like. NCBI's taxonomy places the organism in Eukaryota, Viridiplantae, Streptophyta, Magnoliopsida, Zingiberales, Zingiberaceae. Bases 1 to 690 code for a protein of 229 amino acids. The transcript has 3 exons. The record is from RefSeq and is a predicted model, not a curated record.